Molecule: messenger RNA, 15497 nt
Organism: Chrysemys picta bellii (western painted turtle)
Lineage: Eukaryota; Metazoa; Chordata; Testudines; Emydidae
Gene: FAT1
Product: FAT atypical cadherin 1
Biological process (GO): cell-cell adhesion mediated by cadherin; multicellular organism development; calcium-dependent cell-cell adhesion
Cellular component (GO): plasma membrane; adherens junction; catenin complex
Molecular function (GO): calcium ion binding; cadherin binding
Source: RefSeq, a predicted model, not a curated record
CUCCCAGGCCAGACCCGGGACGCGCCGCCACUAAGCUCCAGCUCCAGGAAAGGCAGCGGCGCAUCACCUGCUGUCACACACAGACUCAGGAAACGCUGCGAGCGGUAGUGGGAGGGAGGCUCCGGCUCAGGUGCCAGUGAUAGAGGCAGAGACCCGCCCCCGGGGAGCCGCUGGGGCCAGGGUAGGAGGACAGGCUGCCGCCGCUGGAGAAUCCCUUCAAUCCAACGCUUGGAAGAGGGAGGGGACGGCGCUCCAGUGAGCGAUGUCCAAGAGCGAGCGAGGGAGAGGAAAGGGAGUGAGUCAGUGAUCCACUGCAGCUCGCUGUCUGCUGCUGCUGCGCCUGCUGCUCAACUCUACCCGCUCUUUGCCUGGACAUGUCUUGAAAAACUUGGAUCGUUCCGUCCCUUUCCUUUCUCCCCACACCCACUUUCAAGUUUAAAAAUCGAAUGGGUACACGCCGAAAUGCGGCCAUCGGGAUAUGGGCACGGGCGCUGGAUUUGCUACGCGUUGGGCAUGUGCUGAAGAACAGAAGGGUGACAAAGUUCAUACUUUAGACGCUUGACCAUUUUUUUUAAUUAAACAAAGUGUGCAGGGAUCAACUAAACUAGAGUGGACUUUGGGAGACAAGUAUUAAGUCCAGCUGGUCUGGGGUUUUGAUAAUUGCCAUCAUGGGGAGACCCUUGACCAUGCUGCUGUUGCUGCUGGUGCAGCAUUUUGGAAACUGUGAAGGAAAUCAAAGACCAUAUCAUGCUUCACUAGUGCAAUUUACACAAGUCCAGUACAAUGCCACGGUGUAUGAAAAUUCUGCAGCCAAGACUUAUAUUGAGCAGCCAGUAAAAAUGGGUAUUUACCUUGCAAAUCCACUGUGGGACAUAAGAUACAAAAUUAUAUCUGGUGACAAUGAAAACUUGUUCAAAGCUGAAGAGUAUAUUCUUGGAAACUUUUGCUUUUUGAGAAUACGGACCAAGGGAGGAAAUACAGCUAUUCUUAACAGAGAGGUGAAAGACCAUUACAUAUUGACUGUAAAAGCAGUUGAAAAGAAUACUAAUGCUGAAGCACGCACACAGGUCAGGGUGCAGAUACUGGAUACAAAUGACUUAAGACCCUUGUUUUCUCCAACAUCUUACAGUGUUUCUUUGCCUGAAAAUACAGCAAUAAGGACCAGCAUUGCUAGAGUAAGUGCAACAGAUGCAGAUAUUGGAACCAAUGGAGAAUUUUACUACAGUUUUAAAGAAAGAACAGAUAUGUUUGCUAUACAUCCAACCAGUGGUGCAGUGGUUCUAACUGGAAGACUCGACUAUGCAGAAACUAAGCUUUAUGAGAUGGAAAUCCUCGCAGUGGAUCGUGGAAUGAAAUUGUAUGGCAGCAGCGGUAUUAGCAGCAUGGCAAGGCUAACUGUUCACGUAGAGCAAGCAAAUGAAUAUGCUCCUGUUAUUACAGCUGCUGUCUUGGCUCCUUCAGAAUUGGACAAGGAUCCAACAUAUGCAAUUGUAACUGUUGAGGACAGUGAUCAGGGUUCAAAUGGAGAAAUAGCAUCUUUAAGUAUUGUGGCUGGUGACCCACUUCAACAAUUCAAAACAGUGAGGUCUGUUCCAGGAGGUAAAGAAUAUAAAAUCAAAGCUGUUGGCCACAUUGAUUGGGAGAGCCAACCUUUUGGAUAUAAUCUGACUCUUCAGGCUAAAGAUAAAGGAAAUCCUUCACAGUUUUCUUCUGUAAAAGUUAUUCACGUGACAUCCCCACUGUUUAAGUCUGGACCGGUCAGAUUUGAAAAAGAUGUGUAUAGAGCAGAGAUAAGUGAAUUUGCCCCUCCAAACACUCCUGUGAUAAUGGUAAAAGCUUUGCCUAAUUAUUCCCAAUUAAAAUACAUUUUUAAAAAUGCACCAGGCAAAGUCAGAUUCAACUUAAACCCGCACACAGGUCUUAUUACCACUUUAGAACCCAUAAAAGCACAAUAUUCAUCCCAUUUUGAACUUGAAGUCAUGACAAGUGACAGAAAAGCCUCUGCAAAGGUGUUGAUUAAAGUAAGAGACAUGAACAGUAAUCCCCCUGAAUUUACUCAGACAUCAUAUAAAGCUUCCUUCGAUGAGAAUGUGCCAGUUGGUACUAGUGUCAUGAGUGUGAGUGCAAAAGAUCUUGAUGAGGGUGAGAAUGGUUAUGUGACAUAUAGCAUUGCAAACUUGAAUCCUUUACCAUUUGUGAUUAACCAUUUCAAUGGUAUUAUCAGUACCACGGAAGACAUGGAUUAUGAAUUGAUGCCAAGGGUUUACAAUUUAAGGAUUCGAGCAUCUGAUUGGGGCAUACCAUAUCGUCGAGAAGUUGAAGUUCCUGUUACUAUUAUUUUAAAUAAUUUGAAUGAUAACACACCGCUGUUUGAAAAAAUAAAUUGUGAGGGAACAAUCCCUAGGGAUCUUGGUGUUGGAGAACAAAUUACUACUGUAUCUGCUAUUGAUGCUGAUGAGCUCCAGUUGGUGAGAUACCAGAUUGAAUCUGGAAAUGAAUUAGAUUUAUUUAUCUUAAAUCCAAACUCUGGGGUGCUUUCCCUGAAGCAAUCUCUAAUAGAUGGUUUAGGUGCUAAAGUAUCUUUUCAUAGUCUGAGAAUUACAGCUACAGAUGGUGAGAACUUUGCAGUACCAUUAUAUAUCAACAUAACGGUAGCUGCCAGUCGUAAACCAGUAAACUUGCAAUGUGAAGAGACUGGUGUAGCCAAAAUGCUGGCAGAGAAACUACUGCAGGCAAAUAAGCCACACAAUCAUGGCGAGGUUGAGGAUGCUUUCUUUGAUACUCACUCUAUGAAUUUACAUGCACCUCAGUUUAGAAGUACUCUUUCAAGCAGUGUUGAAGUAAAGGAAAGCCUACCGGUGGGUUCCAGCAUAAUACUUAUGAAUGCCACUGAUCUUGACGUUGGCUUCAAUGGAAAACUAGUUUAUGCUAUCUCUGGAGGUAAUAAUGAUAGUAGUUUUACUGUGGAUUUGGAAACAGGAAUGUUAAAGAUUUUAUCUCCCCUUGAUCGAGAAGUAAAAGAUAAAUACACUCUGAAUAUUACUGUGUAUGAUCUGGGAAUACCACAAAAGUCAGCUUGGCAUCUUUUAGAUAUCAACAUUUUGGAUGCCAAUGAUAACAGACCAGAGUUUUUACAGGACAGCUAUUUUGUUGAAGUGAGUGAAAACAAGGAGCUGAACAGCGAAAUCAUUCAGAUUGAAGCCACAGAUAAAGAUUUGGGGCCCAAUGGGGAAGUGAAAUAUUUUCUUCUUACAGAUACAGACAUGUUCACUAUUAACAGUACGACAGGUGUUGUGAAAGUUGUAGGGGCUUUGGAUCGUGAAAUCCAACAUGUGCAUUUCCUGAAAAUAGAGGCCAGGGACCAGCCAAAUGAAGAACCUCAGUUGUUUUCCAGUGUACUUUUGAAAGUAUCUUUAGAAGACGUCAAUGACAAUCCUCCUAAAUUUAUUCCAUUGAAUUAUCAUGUGAAAAUUCGAGAGGACCUUCCAGAAGGAACUAUUAUCACAUGGCUGGAAGCAUAUGAUCCUGAUGUGGGCCAGUCAAGUCAAGUACGAUACAGCCUUUUAGAUAGUGGAGAUGGAACCUUUGAUGUAGAUAAAUUGAGUGGAGCAAUACGUAUUGUACAAAGACUGGAUUUUGAAAUGAGACAAGUUUAUAACCUGACUGUACGGGCCAAGGACAAAGGAAAGCCAAUUUCAUUAUCUUCUACCUGUUACGUUGAGGUUGAGGUGGUUGACGUAAAUGAAAAUUUGCACCCUCCACGGUUUUCCAGCUUUGUGGAUAAGGGCUUUGUAAAAGAAGAUGUCCCUAUUGGUUCAUCUGUGAUGACAAUAACUGCCUAUGAUGAGGAUGCAGGAAGAGAUGGAGAGAUUAGGUAUUCAAUCAGAGAUGGAUCUGGUGUUGGCAUUUUCAGAAUAGAUGAAGAAAAAGGUGUAAUAGAGACGGCUGAUCUGCUGGACCGUGAGACUACCUCACAUUACUGGUUAACUGUUUACGCAACAGACCAGGGUGUUGUGCCUCUAUCUUCCUUCAUUGAAAUCUACAUAGAAGUUGGGGAUGUUAAUGAUAAUGCUCCACAGACAACAGAACCUGUUUAUUACCCAGAAGUCAUGGAGAAUUCACCUAAGGAUGUAUCUGUCAUUCAGAUUGAGGCAUUUGAUCCUGAUUCCAGCUCUAGUGAAAAGUUGACCUACAAGAUUACAAGUGGAAACCCACAGGGAUUCUUUUCAAUAAACCCCAAAACUGGGCUAAUUAUAACCACAUCAAGAAAGCUAGAUCGAGAACAGCAAAGUGAACACAUACUGGAGGUGGAUGAAUCAAAGCUCCAGUUACCUGCUCAGGAAGGGGAGUUGGCUUCCUGCUCCUCCCUCAGUGUAUUCCCCCAAUAUGGGCAGUCUGCGCAGGAGAGUAAGAAGGUAACCAUUACGGACAAUGGUAUUCCUGCAAAGUCAACUAUUGCCCGGGUGGUUGUGAAAGUCUUAGAUGAGAAUGACAAUAAACCUCAGUUUUUACAAAAGUUCUACAAAAUCAGGCUUCCAGAGCGUGAGAAACCAGAACGUGAGAGAACUGCCAAGAGAGAACCUAUUUAUCGGGUUAUAGCUGCAGAUAAAGACGAAGGCCCCAAUGCAGAGAUAUCUUACAGUAUUGAAGAUGGUGAUGAACAUGGCAAAUUUUUUAUUGAACCGAAAACUGGAGUGGUAUCAUCAAAGAAGUUUUCUGGAGCAGGAGAAUAUGAUAUUCUUUCAAUUAAGGCUGUGGAUAAUGGUCGCCCACAAAGGUCCUCAACUACUCGGCUUCAUAUAGAAUGGAUUUCAAAACCUACACCACCCACAGACCCUAUUUCUUUUGAGGAAACAUUUUUUUCCUUUACAGUCAUGGAAAGUGAUCCGGUAGCUCACAUGAUUGGUGUAAUAGCUGUUGAACCUCUUGGCACACCGCUCUGGUUUGACAUUACUGGUGGCAACUACGACAGCCGGUUUGAUGUAGACAAGGGCACUGGAACCAUCAUUGUAGCUAGACCUCUUGAUGCAGAACAGAAAUCAAAUUACAACCUGACAGUAGAGGCGACAGAUGGAACCAGCUCUAUCAGCACCCAGGUAUACAUCAAAGUGAUAGACACAAAUGACCACAGGCCUCAGUUUUCCACCUCAAAAUAUGAAGUCAUUAUACCUGAGGACACGGUGCCAGAGACAGAAAUUUUGCAAGUCAGUGCCACCGACAGGGACGAGAAGAAUAAACUAAUUUAUACAAUGCAGAGUAGCAUUGAUCCCAUCAGUCUCAAGAAAUUUCGUUUGGAUCCUGGAACGGGCUCUCUUUAUACAUCUGAAAAAUUGGAUCAUGAGGCCAUCCACCAACAUAUACUUACAGUGAUGGUACGAGAUCAAGAUGUUCCUGUCAAACGCAACUUUGCUAGAAUUGUCAUUAAUGUUAGUGACACAAAUGAUCACGCGCCAUGGUUCACCAGCUCUCCCUAUGAAGGACGGGUAUAUGAGUCAGCAGCUGUUGGGUCAGCGGUACUCCAAGUAACAGCAUUAGACAAAGACAAAGGGAAAAAUGCAGAAAUUGUGUACUCUAUUGAAUCAGGGAAUAUUGGAAAUUCUUUUACUAUAGAUCCCAUCUUGGGCACUAUUAGCAUUGCAAAAGAACUAGAUUGUAGUAACCAAGGAGAGUACAAUGUGAUGGUGAAAGCUACAGAUAAAGGAAAUCCUCCAAUGAGUGAAAUAACUUCAGUGCUUAUCUUUGUCACAAUUUCUGAUAAUGCCUCACCAAAAUUCACACUGAAGGAAUAUUCUACAGAAGUCACUGAAGGUGCCAGCAUUGGUAGUUUUGUUGGAAUGGUUACUGCGUAUAGUCAGUCUUCUGUAGUUUAUCAGAUAAAAGAUGGUAAUGUAGGUGAUGCCUUUGAUAUCAAUCCAAACUCAGGUGUCAUCACCUCUAAGAAGACACUUGAUUUUGAAACUUUGUCUUUUUACAUGAUAACUGUUCAAGGAACCAACAUGGCUGGGUUGUCUACUAAUACAACUGUUUUGGUGCAUAUUCGGGAUGAGAAUGACAACUCACCAGUUUUUAUGCAGGCAGAAUACACAGGACUCAUCAGUGAAUCAGCUUCAAUUAACAGUGUAGUUCUAACUGACAAGAAUGUCCCAUUAGUAAUUCGAGCUACAGAUGCUGAUAAAGAAUCAAAUGCUUUGCUGGUUUAUCAAAUUGUUGAACCAUCUGUACACAAGUAUUUUGCCAUUGAUUCUAGCACUGGUGCCAUUCGUACCAUAAUGAGUUUGGACUACGAAGAGACAAACAUUUUCCAGUUUUCAGUACAAGUACAUGAUAUGGGGACACCACGUUUAUGUGCAGAAUAUGCAGCUAAUGUUACUAUUUAUGUAAUUGAUAUCAAUGAUUGUCCUCCUGUGUUUUCAAAAGAUUUGUAUGAGGCAUCUCUUUUGGUGCCUACAUAUAAAAGAGUGACAGUCAUCACCGUAAAUGCUACAGAUGCUGAUUCAAGAGCUUUUUCACAACUAAUUUAUUCUGUCACUGAAGGUAACAUUGGAGACAAAUUUUCAAUAGAUCCCAAGACUGGAACUAUAACUGUACAAAAUACAAGUCAGUUAAGAAGCAGAUAUGAAUUAACAGUCAGAGCAUCUGAUGGGAGAUUUGCAAGCACUACAUCUGUAAAAAUUAAUGUGAAGGAAAGCAAAGCAAGUCAACUCAAGUUCACACAGAGUUCCUACUCUGCAGUAGUGCGAGAGAAUUCCACUGAGGCGAAAACAAUAGCUGUCAUUACUGCUGUAGGGAAUCAAAUAAAUGAGCCUUUGUUUUAUCAUAUUCUAAAUCCAGACAGUAGAUUUAAAAUCAGCUACACUUCAGGAGUACUUUCAACCACAGGAAUACCAUUUGAUCGAGAACAACAAGAAUCUUUUGAUAUAGUGGUAGAAGUGACAGAGGAGCAUAAACCAUCAGUAGUUGCACAUGUUGUUGUGAAGGUCACUAUAGAAGACGUAAAUGAUAACGGUCCAGUUUUUGUCAAUCUUCCAUAUUAUGCUGCUGUUAAAGUAGACACUGAAGUGGGCCACAUUAUUCGACGUGUUACAGCAGUAGAUAAAGAUAUAGGGAGUAAUGGAGAGGUACGCUAUUACCUUAAAGACCAUCAUGAACACUUCCAUAUUGGGCCCACUGGCGAAAUCACACUCAAGAGACAGUUUGAACCAGACACACUAAAUAAGGAAUAUCUUGUCACAGUGGUGGCAAAAGAUGGAGGAGAACCAAGUUUUUCUGCUGAAGUUACAGUCCCAAUCACUGUUAUGAAUAAAGCCAUGCCAGUUUUUGAAAAGCCUUUCUAUAGCGCUGAGAUACCUGAAAACAUCCAGUUGCAUAGCCCUGUUGUCCAUGUACAAGCAAACAGCCCAGAAGGACUUAAGGUGUUUUAUAGUAUCACAGAUGGAGAUCCUUUCAAUCAGUUUACUAUCAACUUCAAUACUGGAGUUAUAAUUGUUGUUGCCACUCUAGAUUUUGAGUCCCAUCCCGCCUAUAAACUGAGCAUACGAGCAACUGACUCUCUAACUGGGGCUCACGCUGAGGUGUUUGUAGAUAUAAUAGUGGAAGAUAUAAAUGAUAAUCAUCCUCUAUUUACAAAGCUAUCUUAUACUGCAAUCCUUUCUGAGGCAUCUGUAAUUGGAACAUCUGUUGUACAAGUUAGUGCUACAGAUGCUGAUUCUGGAACAAACAGAAGGAUUUUCUAUCACUUGGUUGAGAAUAAUAGCAAGAGUCACGAGUAUUUCCACAUAGAUAGCAGCAGUGGGCUCAUUCUGACAGCAAGAAUUUUGGAUUAUGAACAUAUCCAGCAACACAAAUUACUAGUAAGGGCAGUAGAUGGUGGAAUGCCCCCAUUGAGCAGUGACAUUAUUGUAACUGUCAAUAUAACUGACCUCAAUGAUAACCCACCGUUAUUUAACCAACUGCUUUAUGAGGCUAAAAUUAGUGAACUGGCUCCCCAUGGACAUUUUGUAACCUGUGUAAAAGCCUCAGAUGCAGACAGUUCAGAUGUAAACAAACUGGAAUAUUCAAUUCUGACAGGCAAUGAUCACAUGAAUUUUGUAAUUAAUAGCAAAACUGGCAUCAUCUCCAUCUCAAACCCACGCAAACAGACCCUGAAGCAUCUUUACAAUCUUAAUGUGUCUGUGUCUGAUGGGGUCUUUAGAAGUUCAGCUCAGGUACAGAUAACUGUUACUGGAGCCAAUUUGCAUAGCCCUGUUUUCAGUCAGAAUGAGUACGAAGUGGAACUAGCUGAAAAUGCUCCAUUGCAUACCUUGGUGACUGAAGUUAAAGUGACAGAUGAAGAUUCUGGGGCUUAUGGCCAAAUCAGUUAUCAUAUUGUAAAUGACUUUGCCAAAGAUAGAUUUUAUACUAAUGAGAGAGGUCAAAUAUUUACCUCUGAAAAGCUUGACCGUGAAACACAAACAGAAAAAGUAACUUCUAUUAGUUUAAUGGCCAAGGAUGCUGGAGGAAAAGUUGCUUUUUGCAAUGUUAAUGUGAUACUUACAGAUGAUAAUGAUAAUGCCCCUCAAUUCCGAGCAACAGAGUAUGAAGUGAAUAUUGGAUCUAAUGUUCCAAGAGGAACAUUUAUCACUAAAGUUUUGGCAUCUGAUGCUGAUGAGGGUACAAAUGCAGACAUUACAUAUGCCAUUGAAGCAGAGUCUGAAAGUGUCAACGAGAAUUUGGAAAUUGAUCCUUUGUCUGGUGUAAUUACUACAAAAGAAAGCUUAAUUGGUUUAGAAAAUGAGUUUCUAACUUUCUUUGUUAAAGCCCGGGACGGUGGAUCCCCCCAAAAACAAUCAGUGGUUCCUAUCUAUAUUAGAAUACUCCCACCAGAAGUGACUCUUCCCAAAUUUGCAGAGCCAUUUUAUUCUUAUACUGUUUCCGAGGACAUUCCUAUUGGAGCUGAGAUUGAUGUUAUACAUGCAGAGCAUAAUCAAACAUUAGUAUACACUCUAGUUAAAGGGAACACUCCUGAAAGCAAUAGGGAUGAAUGCUUUGUUAUUGACCGGCACAAUGGAAGAUUGAAACUUGAGAAGAGUCUUGAUCAUGAGACAACUAAGUGGUAUCAGUUUGCAGUGCUAGCACAUUAUACGAAUGACAGUUAUAAUGUUGUUUCCUCGGUAGAUAUAAGCAUUCAGAUAAAAGAUGCAAAUGACAAUAAACCAAUUUUGGAGUCCAGUCCAUAUGAAGCAUUCAUUGUGGAAAACAUGCCAGGUGGAACGAGAGUCAUCCAGGUGAAAGCAACUGACUUGGAUUCAGGACUCAAUGGGCAGGUUACAUAUAGUUUAGAUCCAUCACAAGAACCGGAAAUCACAGAGUCUUUUGCCAUAAACAUGGAAACAGGUUGGAUUACCACCCUCAAAGCGCUUGACCAUGAGAAACGGGAUAAGUACAAAAUUACAGUGGUUGCAUCUGAUCGUGGUGAAAAAAUUCAGUGGUCUUCUAUGACAGUGGUUGAAGUUACCGUUACAGAUGUGAAUGACAAUCCUCCACGCUUUACUGCGGAGAUAUACAAAGGGACAGUUAGUGAAGAUGAUCCACCUGGUGGUGUGGUUGCUAUCUUAAGUACCACUGAUGCUGAUACAGAAGAAUCUAACAGACAAGUCACCUAUUAUGUUACAGGAGGUGAUCCCUUCGGACAGUUUGCAAUUGAAAACAUGCAGAAUGAAUGGAAAGUCUAUGUCAGAAAACCUCUGGACAGGGAAGAAAAGGACAAUUACCUUCUAAAUAUUACAGCUACUGAUGGGACCUUUGCAACAAAAGCCGUGGUUGAGGUUAAAGUUCUAGAUGCUAAUGACAACAGUCCUGUUUGUGAAAAGGCUUUAUACACUGAUACUGUUCCAGAGGAUGCCCUUCCUGGCAAGCUGAUCAUGCAGGUCUCUGCUACAGACGCAGAUAUUCGUUCCAAUGCAGAAAUUACUUAUACGCUGCAUGGCAUUGGAGCAGAAAAAUUCAAGCUCAGUCCAGACACAGGUGAACUGAAAACAUUAGCACCACUUGAUCGUGAGCAGCAAGCAGUUUAUAAUCUUUUAGUCAAGGCCAUAGAUGGAGGAGGAAGAUUCUGCAAGGCUCAUGUUAUUCUCACUCUAGAAGAUGUAAAUGAUAAUGCCCCAGAGUUUACAGCUGAUCCUUACUCCAUUACAGUGUUUGAAAACACUGAGCCUAAAACACUAUUGACAAGAGUGCAGGCUACAGAUGCAGAUGCAGGGAUGAACCGUAAAAUUCGCUACUCACUAGUGAACUCUGCGGAUGGACAGUUCUCUAUUGAUGAAUUCUCUGGAAUUGUUCGGUUGGAGAAGCCUUUGGAUCGGGAGUUGCAGGCAGUGUACACUCUGACUUUAAAAGCUUUAGAUCAAGGUUUACCUAGAAGGCUGUCCUCUCUUGGUAGUCUUGUGGUUUCUGUUUUGGAUAUAAAUGACAAUCCACCUGUGUUUGAAUAUAGAGAGUACAGUGCUACUGUAUCAGAGGACACUUUAAUUGGAACAGAAGUUCUUCAGAUUUAUGCUGUUAGCAGAGACAUUGAAGCCAAUGCUGAGAUCACCUAUUCAAUAGUCAGUGGAAACGAACAUGGAAAAUUCAGUAUUGAUUCAGCAACAGGAGCCAUUUUUAUUAUUGAAAGCCUGGAUUAUGAAAGUUCCCAUGAGUAUUACUUGACAGUGGAAGCCACAGAUGGAGGCACACCUUCAUUAAGUGAUGUUGUAACAGUGAAUAUCAAUGUAACUGAUAUCAAUGAUAACACUCCAGUGUUCAGCCAAGACACCUACACAGCAGUAAUCAGUGAAGAUGCCAUGCUUGAACAAUCGGUCAUUACAGUUAUGGCAGAUGAUGCUGAUGGACCUUCAAACAAUCACAUUCACUACUCAAUUAUAGAUGGCAAUCAGGGGAGUCCUUUUACAAUUGACCCUACCAAGGGUGAAAUAAAAGUGACUAAACUUCUAGACAGAGAAGAGAUUUCAGGAUACACCUUGACAGUUCAAGCUUCAGAUAAUGGAAAUCCAUCCAGAGUCAACACAACUACUGUAAAUAUUGAUGUAUCAGAUGUAAAUGACAAUCCUCCAGUAUUCUCAAAGGGGAACUAUAGUGUUAUCAUCCAGGAAAAUAAGCCUGUUGGAUUUAGUGUGCUCCAGCUCACAGUGACAGACAAGGAUUCUUCUCAUAAUGGUCCACCUUUCAUCUUCACCAUUCUGAGUGGAAAUGAAGAGAACGCUUUUGAGAUUAACCACCAGGGAGUGCUUACCACAUCUGUUGCACUGAAACGCAAAGUGAAGGAUCAUUAUUUUCUCCAUAUUAAGGUGGCAGAUAAUGGAAAACCUCAGUUGUCAUCUUUGACUUACAUUGACAUUAGAAUUAUUGAGGAGAGCAUCUAUCCCCCGGCAAUUCUGCCGCUAGAAAUCUUUAUUACAGCCUUUGGAGAAGAAUAUUCAGGUGGUGUCAUUGGGAAAAUCCAUGCAACUGAUCAAGAUGUUUAUGACACUUUAACAUACAGUUUGGAUCCCAAGAUGGAAUCCUUAUUCUCUGUCUCUAGCACAGGUGGUAAACUGAUAGCACAUAAAAGGCUAGACAUAGGACAGUACCUCCUGAAUGUCACUGUUACAGAUGGAAAAUUUACUACUGCAGCUGACAUUACAGUGCACAUCAGACAAAUCACGCAAGAAUUGCUAAACCACAGCAUUGCUAUACGCUUUGCAAACCUCGCACCUGAAGAAUUCAUUGGUGACUACUGGCGCAAUUUCCAGAGAGCUUUAAGAAAUAUUUUGGGUGUGAGAAGAAGUGACAUACAGAUUGUUAGUUUGCAACCCUCUGAUCCUCCUUCAAACCUCGAUGUACUACUGCUUGUUGAGAAAUCUGGUAGUUCUCAACAUCCAACCAGAAUUCUACUCCAGAAGAUAAAUUCCUCUGUAGCUGACCUUGAAGAGAUCUUAGGUGUCCGGAUACUUGACGUUUUCCACAAGCUUUGUGCAGGCUUGGAUUGUCCUUGGAAAUUUUGUGAAGAAAAAGUGACCAUAGAUGAGAAUUCCAUGUCAACCCACAGCACAGCCAGGCUGAGUUUUGUCACUCCACGUCAUCACAGAACAGCAGUUUGUCUUUGCAAAGAAGGGAAGUGCCCCCUUGUGAAUAAUGUGUGUGAAGGAAAUCCAUGCCCCGAAGGUACUGAAUGUAUAGCAGAUCUUAAGGAAGGAAAGUACACCUGUGUUUGCCAUAAUGACAAGCCUGGCCAGUGUCCUGCAUCAGUUGGUUCGUCGGUGACAUUUACUGGGAGCAGCUAUGUGAAAUAUCGUCUCUUGGAAAAUGAAAACAAAGAGGAAAUGAAGCUCACAAUGAGGCUUAGAACAUAUUCAACCCAUGCAGUUGUCAUGUAUGCCCGAGGAACAGACUAUAGUAUCUUAGAGAUUCACCAUGGGAGGCUACAGUAUAAAUUUGACUGUGGCAGUGGUCCUGGCAUUGUCUCAGUACAGAGUAUUCAGAUUAAUGAUGGUCAUUGGCAUUCAGUGUCUCUUGAAGUGGAUGGAAACUAUGCCCGGCUGGUUCUGGACAGGGUGCACACUGCAUCUGGUACUGCUCCUGGCACGCUUAGAACACUAAACCUAGAUAACUAUGUAUUUUUUGGUGGACAUGUUCGGCAACAAGGUACAAGGCAUGGGAGGAGUCCACAGGUCAGCAAUGGUUUCAGAGGAUGUAUGGAUUCCAUUGUACUUAAUGGGCAAGAGCUACCACUAAACAGCAAACCGCGGAAUUAUGCACAUAUGGAAGAAUCUGUAGAUGUAUCUCCUGGGUGUUUACUCACUGCUACUGAAGGCUGUUCAAGCAGUCCUUGCCAGAAUGGAGGCAUAUGCAAUCCACUGCCCAAUGGAGGUUAUUAUUGCAAGUGUGCUGCUUUGUUUAUGGGAACCCAUUGUGAAGUGAGUGUCAAUCCAUGUGCCUCCAAUCCUUGCCUUUAUGGUGGCACUUGUAUUUCGGUCAGUGAUGAUUUUGUCUGCCAGUGCAGAGGACAGUACACUGGUCAGAGGUGUCAGUUGGGUCCAUAUUGUAAAGACAACCCUUGCAAAAACAGUGGCAAGUGUAUUGAUAGUUUGGAUGGGCCCGUUUGUGAGUGUGAGGCUGGUUUUCGUGGAGAAAGGUGCCUGACUGAUGUUGAUGAAUGUACAGAAAACCCAUGUCUCAAUGGUGCCCUUUGUGAGAACACACAUGGCUCAUAUCACUGCAAUUGUAGCCAUGGAUUUGGAGGAAAAUAUUGUGCAGAGAUUGUUCUCAAUAAAUACGUUUCAACAUCUUGGAACAUUAGCUUAGCAGAAGUAAUCGGAAUUAUUGUUUUCAUAGCGGGAAUCUUCUUAUUAGUUGGGAUUUUUGUUUUCUGCCGCAAACUGAUCAGUAGAAAGAAGAAACACCAGCCAGAGUCGGAAGAUAAACACCUGGGAACAACAACAACAACAACUUUCUUGCAAAGACCAUAUUUUGAUUCAAAACUGAAUAAGAACAUUUACUCAGAUAUCCCACCCCAGGUGCCUGUUCGUCCCAUUUCUUAUACUCCAAGCAUUCCAAGUGACUCCAGGAACAAUCUUGACAGGAAUUCUUUUGAGGGGUCGACCAUCCCAGAGCAUCCUGAGUUUAGUACCUUUAACCCAGAUUCUGUACAUGGCCACCGAAAGGCAGUGGCUGUCUGCAGUGUGGCACCUAACUUGCCUCCGCCACCUCCAUCUAACUCUCCUUCAGACAGUGACUCAAUUCAGAAACCUAGCUGGGAUUUUGACUAUGACACUAAAGUAGUAGAUCUUGAUCCUUGCCUUUCAAAGAAGCCUCUGGAGGAAAAGGCCUCUCAUCCUUACAGCACUAGAGAAAGUAUGUCUGAGGUCCAGUCCCUUAGCUCCUUCCAGUCAGAGUCAUGCGAUGACAAUGCUUCCAUAGUGACUGUAAUACACCUUGUCAAUGCUGUUGUUGACUCGGUGGAAAAAGAAGAGUCUUUUGCUGUUCCUGACCUCAGCAAUUCAAGAGGUUAUCAUUGGGAUACAUCAGAUUGGAUGCCAAGUGUUGAACUGCCCGGUAUUCAGGAAUACCCGAAUUAUGAGGUGGUUGAAGAGCCAGCUCCCCUUUACACAGAUCCAAAUGCCAUAGAUACAGAUUACUAUCCUGGAGGCUAUGACAUAGAAAGUGAUUUCCCACCUCCACCUGAUGACUUUCCUGCACCCGAUGAGCUCCCGCCAUUACCACCAGAAUACAGUGACCAGUUUGAAUCCAUACAGCCACCCAGAGACAUGCCGGCGGUGGGCAGCUUGGGUUCUUCUACAAGAAGCAGGCAGAGGUUCAACCUUAAUCAGUACCUUCCCCAUCACUACCCAGCAGAUAUGUCAGAACCUCAGAACACAACCAGUGGAGUCAACAGUAAUUAUAGAGAACCUUAUGCUUCUUACACUUUAGGGUACAAUAGAGACUUCGAAGCACCCACUGUAGACAACAUGUCCCUGUCUGUGUACACUUCCACGGCUUCGUGCUCCGAUGUGUCAGCAUGCUGUGAAAUGGGGUCUGAGGUAAUGAUGAGUGACUAUGAGAGUGGAGAUGACAGCCACUUUGAAGAUGUGACAAUUCCUCCACUUGAUUCUCAACAACAUACAGAAGUCUGACACUCACACUCAACAAAAGUGCCUAGGCUUGAAUGAAUUUUAAGGAUUCUCGAAGAGCUUUUUUUUUUUUUCUUGGCAGCAGUGCUUGAAUGCGUUUGUUUAGUGAGCUAAAACUGGCAUGGCUGCACUGGAUCAUGCAGCUCAUUUCAACAUAUUAGCCUAUUUCCAUUUCCUGACCUACUGUAAUUGGACAGAUCAAAGGUUUCCAUUGGCUGUGCCAUUUCUGAAAGUGUUUUUUGUACUUACUUUGUGUGUUAAAUUUAAAACAAACAAACAAACCACAUACCACUUCACCAAGUUAGCAUGAUACAUGUAUUUAUAUAGUUCUAAUGCAAAUUAAUUUUCUCCAAUCUUUUUUGUAAAUUUUAUGUACAGUUUUGAUUUUAAUAGUUUUAACUAGAUUUUGUAGAUAUUUUGUGAAUUUGUUUUCCACUGAAUCUAGUGGUGUUAGUGUGCCAUUAAACUAGAACCCUGACUAUUAUUAUAAUCAGGGCUUCACUGUAUGUAUUUUUUUUCCCCCCACUGAGGUUUGGCAUUUCAUUAUAAGGAUUUCAGCAUGUUCAUGCGAUUCCAGCUGUACAUAGGUUAGACGAGAUCUGAUAUUUUCUGGGUCAGAUAUAUGGAAAUGUCUUAAAUGGGUUGCUGUAUUUUAGAAUUGUAAACAUUUUUCCCUUCUUGGAAAGUGUGUUGGGGACCCUCUGCAUACCUGUUUAGAACCAAAACCACCAUGACACAGUUUUUAUAGUGUCUGUAUAUUUGUGAUGCAAUGGUCUUGUAAAGGUUUUUACUGAAAACUACCAUUAGCCAGUCUUUCUUACGGACAAUAAAUUAUUAAUAAAAUACUUUAGCUUU